Mangifera indica (mango) is the source of this 1140-nucleotide messenger RNA. RefSeq lists its product as uncharacterized. The record is from RefSeq and is a predicted model, not a curated record. The transcript has 5 exons. Bases 140 to 979 code for a protein of 279 amino acids. NCBI's taxonomy places the organism in Eukaryota, Viridiplantae, Streptophyta, Magnoliopsida, Sapindales, Anacardiaceae.
AUAUUCCUAAAAUCUCACAAAAAUUCUAUUUAUUUUUGUUUUGGGAAAGAAUAAAAAGAGAAAUACUCAUGAACAACAAAACAGUAGCAUAGUCUUCCAGAAAGAAACAUUCUUCCGUAUUUUCUCUCCAAUUCUCCCAAUGAAGCCAAAUCUCUUAACACCAAACUCUUCUUAUUCCUUCACUCCUUUUCUGUCAAUUCCUGCAAAGAACCCUGUUUUAAUUCCCAAAACCUCAAUUUCGCUACCCAAAUUCCUCCCUUUAACCUCCCACUUAAUCAGAAAACACUCUCUUUUGCCCCCAGUUCAAUUUUCAACAACUACUACUACACCACAAUCCUCCAAUGAACAAUCAACAUCAAACCCCAUAUCAGAAAGUUCAGUUCCUGACGAGGUUUUGCAACCUCAAUUUAAUGUACAAGUAGCAAGUCCCAUCGUUCCCUCAUAUUUUCCGCCCGCUAAACUGAGCUUGAGUGACCAAGCUUUCUUUUUGCUGGCUUUUAUUGCUUGCACGACUUCUGUUGCUUUCACCAGCCUUGUAAUUACAGCUAUUCCGACACUCUAUGCAAUGAGUAGAGCAGCAGCCUCUCUUGCUAAGCUGGCAGAUACUGCUCGAGAGGAACUUCCCAGUACAAUGGCCGCAAUUAGGCUUUCAGGCAUGGAAAUCAGUGAUCUCACUCUGGAGCUGAGUGAUUUAAGCCAAGAAAUUGCUGAUGGGGUCAACAAAUCAGCCCAAGCUGUGCAGGCAGUGGAAGCUGGAAUCCGACAGAUUGGCACACUUGCUCGACAACAAACAAUCUCAAUGAUUCAAGAGAGGGCGAGUCUGCCUAUCAUCUCUUUGCAACCUGUUGUUGCUGGAGCUGCAAAGAAGACCUCCCAUGCUGUUGGCCAAGCCACAAAGACGAUCAUGAAUAUGAUCUCUAGAGGGCAUUUCAGCUCCGUGAAUGGAGAUGAUAAUGGAAUUGAUAGUGUGGAAAUCUAAAGAGGUUGGCUGUAUCCAGGUUCCCUUUCAAUGAAUUACAUACUGCCUGUGUAAAUAGAUAAAAGAAACUAAGGCAACAACCCAAAUAGUUGAUUGUAUUUGGACAAUACAAGUGCCCAUAAAUUCCAAAUAUCAAAGAAAUAGAAGGUCCAUUUGUUGCA